Paramecium tetraurelia is the source of this 596-nucleotide messenger RNA. RefSeq lists its product as uncharacterized. The record is from RefSeq and is a predicted model, not a curated record. Lineage: Eukaryota; Ciliophora; Oligohymenophorea; Peniculida; Parameciidae. The transcript is spliced from 2 exons.
AUGUAAUUUUUUACACCUAAAUUCUCCUUUGUGGUGCACAAAACCUUCAAACAAAAGUUGUUGGCUAGAAAGGAAAAGAGACGUUUCAGAGGAUUAAAUGUUUAUGUCCCUGAGUUUACAGGAGAAGGGUCUAUUCAUCCUUGGCUGGAUGCAAAGAGAAUAAAAUUGUUCACCAAAUUCUACGAAGAUCAUCGCAAUAAACAUCGUUUCACAUUCAAACUCUCCCCAGAUGAUAAAAAGAAACUCAAUGAUGUUAUGCUAAACUAUGCAGAAUUACACUAUUUGAGAAUGCUCUAAGAAAAAUAUUGGCUUGGUAAACAUGCUGAAUUCAUGACGACUGUGCAAAAGGAAGUGAACAAUUUACCAUACAUCUUGAAAAGUGAAUUGGAUAGAAAAUUAAGUGAAAAGGAAAUGGAAUACUAUGAUCGUCCACAACUUGAUGCUGACUCUAUUUAUUUCGAGUAGCGUCUACGUACCAUGCCAGACGAAGAGGCAACAAACUUUGAGUUAGCCCAAAGACUGUUCAGGAUAGCACAAGAUAAACUUGCUUAGAAUGAGUGAUUAAUAUAUACAGGCAGUUAAUUAUAUUUUGAAAA